AAAAAAUUCUUAAUACUAAGUAUAAAAUAACAAAAAAAUUGGCAAAAACGCCGGUCAAUUAAAAAAAAAUAAAAAACAUUACAACAUAGUUAAAAAUAUCGACUGUACACAGCGCUAUAGUAGCGUCACGAUUACAAAAAAAAUAGAAGUUGGCAGCAGUGGCCGAAAAUCAACAACAACAGCAUCGUGUUUGUAAACACGACGAUAAAAAAUGGUUGACAAUUCCAAAAUUUACAAUUUUUUAUUCAAUUUUGAGUUUUUUACCCUACAAAUUCUCGCUUAAAUGCGGUAACUGCAAAGGACGAUGUUGUCGACGAUGUUUUUCGACGCUGGAUACGAUGACCGGCCACUCAACCGCAUAUUUCAGGAUGACUCAUCUCACUACUCAUUGCUGCUGGUAUUUUUAUCAAUGGUGAUAAUUUCCAUAGUUCCAUAUGGAACCGAACAGAGAUGGCGCGAUUCCGAUUUUUUUAAGGAGUCGUGAGAAUCGCAUGAAUCCGAUUCCGGAAUCGGAUUCCAUUUUCGAUUCACCUGACAGAUGAAUCGAAAAAUGUGAAAUCUGACUCUUUUCAAGCAGGAAUCGCAAAUGUAAUAUGAUUCGCGAUUCCGGUAAUUUGAUUCUCGCGACUCCUCAUUACGAUUCUCUAGACUCUCACAAUGAACGAAAUCACCCAAAUUCAAUUGAAUGAAAAGCACAAAUACAAAAAAGUGUAAUUUUCAUAAAUAUUCUUUUAUCUAAUUUUUGCCGGUUGGCGCUGAAAAGUCAAAAGUGGUUGUGAAAGUGAAUCUGAAUGAUGAAUUUAGAAUUUAUCAUUGUUUUACUAAUAACAUGGAGUUGUGAUGGGAAUCUGGCUGGAGUCGUGAGAGGAAUCUGGUUGGAGUUGUGAGAGGAUCCUAAGAUGAGUCGUGAGUGGAAUCUGAAUCGGAGUCGCGAAAGGAAUCGGAAUCGAAAAUUACGAUUCGGAUUCGGAUUCCUAUAUCUGGCGAAUCUGAUAAGCGGAAUCAGGACUCAAAAUUUUGUGGAAUCACACCAUUUGGAAUCCGAUUCUCAAGCUCCUGGAAUCGCGCCAACUCUGGAACCGAAGACUUUUCUUAAUUUAUUUGAAUUGAAUUUUGGUUUUUGCUCGGUAUCUACGGUUACUUUGGUCGAACGUUACGAUGAAAUGAUUUUUGACUUUGCCUUUUUCUUCUUCGAGCGUUUUUGCGAGGUGUUUUUUACGCAUGAAUAACAGGAGUUUUUCUAGCACGAAAUCCGCCGGAAAUACUUCGACCUUGUGCCUUGCUGGAAUUGUUCGCUGCGAUAAUACCGUGAAAGAACGGUUAAUUAUUGUCACCACAUUCACCGUCACCGGAGGUGUAAUGACGUGCACCCGUACCAUUUCUUGUUCUGAAACAGAAAACACAUUCAUCGUUCUGCGAGGUCUUCUUGACCUGCGUGAUGCACGAUUUGGGUAGCUCGACCCCCGAAGGUACUCGGCAUAGUUUUGUGGCGGUUGAUUGUACGAUUCGCAAUAUUGGUCAGGCGGAUACCGAUUGCCUGCAUUUUGCUGAUAGGUUUGAUGGUUGGUGUGUUGGCGAUUGGGCUGUCUGAAUCUGUUACCCAUGUUCGGCUUGAACUUUCGCUUCAGUGGUCGUUGACCUUGCCCCCUGGGCAUUUGGUGCCUUUGUUUUGGCUUUGGGUGAUCGUAUUUCGGUGGCUGUCGCUAGCCGAGUUAUUUUCCGAAGAUUCUGACGAUGGAGCCAACUUUUUUCCGGUAGCCAAUUCGAGCUCUCGAAAUAAAUAUUCGACUAAGUCGUUGGAAGAUGACGCGAAACUUGGUGGCGAAUACGCUGACGACGAUUUCACCGGUCGCUGUUGUAUUUUAUCAUCGUCGGAGUCGAACAAUGAUUCGACGUGUUUGUUCUGGUUUGCAGUUAGCGACGGCGAGACACUUUUGGCAGAUACCUUCGGCAAUGGUACUGGUGACUUCGGAGGUUUAGCAGUUUUGGCGGUUGCUUUUGUCGUUGGUUCGGAUUUUUUCUCGGUGGCUUUCGAUUGUUUCUCGUUGCGCUUCGCUUUUUUGGUGCGCUUAGACUUCUUUUUAGUUGAUUUGGAGGAGAGGUACCGAUGAUUUUAGGUAUUUUAAACUCAGAAAUCUUACCUUCGUUCUCGACGACGGGUAUCUCUUCGAAAGAAGUACCAGCGAUUUGCGUCGAAUGGCGGCGGAUCGGCGGCGAAUUUUGGGGCGAAUCGUCGGUCUCGGAUUUCAAAAGCUUGUCUUCGAGUUGCUUGGCUGCUAUCUCGUCGGCUUCAUCUGGCUCGGAUAAUGAUGUCGAGCUUGGAGAUUUCGACGGUGACGACGACGAUCGGUUCGACGAAGAGGACGACGACGAUGAUGACGACGACGACGAACUCGACGAAGAAGAAGAAGAAGAGGACGACGAUUCCGAGUCAGCUUUUUUAGACUCUUGAUACGGUGACGGUGAUUUUUCCCGUUCAUUUACCGGCGAUGCAUUUAACGAUUGGUUAUUAUUCGAUUCGUCGUCCAUUCUAUCAACACAGAAAAAAAAUUUGAGCCACGUUUUUAUCGAUCACGUUUUAUUUGGUUUGAACGAGCCCUUCGAGUUGGAUUGAGCGAGCACGUUUUUACGAUGAUGAGCGAAUUUUCACACUUUUUACAGAAAAAAUUCCGGCUUAAAUUACACCAUUGGGGAAAUAAUAUGUUCGUUCGAAGAUGGUGGCUAGCCUGGCACUGCCAAGAUGACCAUACCAGUGAUGCAGAUAGUUCACCACUUCAGCAAACAAAUUUUCAGGCAUGAACUGACGAACAUGACGAUGUUGUCUCGGUUUUCAUCGUCCUUUUGGUAGAUGACCGCAUUCACCGUGUCAUUGUCGUGGGCCACUUCAAUGAAGAAUUCGCGAUCUGGAUCUGGAGCAAUUCCGCAGAAUUUGCUGAUUUUUGGUCAGCUGGAAGAUCGCUGCUGGUGUUGCUGUCAACUUGGGUUUUUUCAACUUCAGCUACUAGUACUUGUUGAGGUGACUCGAAUAUAUUAUCGGUCUGUACUGCUUUAUUUGAUGUUUUGUUAUUGGUUUGCUUCUUUUUUUCUUUUUCAGCUGCUUCGAACUCUUCCAUGCAUUUUGUGAACGAGAAUGGUUCGUUUGUUUGCUGCCGAGUGGAAUUUGCCACUCCUGAAUUGGCCGCUGGAAUUGAAGACGUCGGCUGUUCAAAUGAAUCGAUCGGUGGUGUUAUUACUAUUUUAGGUGUAUUUGAUACGCUCGUUUGAGUUGCAAUAUUAUUUUGUGCAUUUUUAUCGACGUGUUUUUCGCUUGAUUUUGCAUUUUGUUGUUGUUGUCUUUCCAUGUAUUCCCCUCCUUGGUCCUUGUAUUUUGAAUUUUCGAAAAUUUGCGUCUUGGAGUUUAAGGUCGUAGCAUUUUUUGGAACUACUUUUUUCGAAUUCUUACAUUUUUUAUUUUUAUUCUUUUUUCUUCGGUUUUGGGAGUCUAACUUCGCGAGUAAAAUUUCAUAAUCGAUUUGUUCGAUCUCUCGACCCUCGAUAAUUUGUUCUACUUCGCGAACCAUUGCUACGUGGCAUGGUUUUAACAUGUAUUUUUUCAUAGGUGGUUUAUUUGAUCGAUGAUUUUUCUCAAAUAGGUGCCUAUUAAUUUUUACGUUUCCAAAUUCGGUUUUUUCGAUCGCGUUAGCUUGAUUUUUACGAAGAAACAUAUCAGCUUGAGAUGUUAGGAGGUGGGUUUUUGUAAUUUGAGUGAUUUUUUGAAACAAUCUGCGCAAGGCAAGAUAUCUUUUCAACGUUUUCGCGUUUUUUCUCUCUUUUACAUAGGGUAACAGUAUAGGAAAAUUAACAUAGAUGUUUUCACCGCCAUUUUCGCGUAUAUGGUCGAUAGUAUCGACCAUAUAUUCUUCAAUGUAGGCGAAGGGGGCGAAGAGAUCGUUGACUUCGUCCUCCCCAAUCGAUAAAAUUACAUUUUUGUUGAAAUUUUUCAUUUUCUUAAUAUGCAGCCAAUGCUGCUCAAUUGUUCGGUUGUUUGAAAUUCGAUUUGCCACUGCACCUUCUCCUAUUCGGUCGUAUAUUUCAUUUUUUAUUUUAUACGUCUUACCCCCACCUCUCGUUGCAGUCUGUUUGACCACAUACAUCGUCAAUUUCCGUUUUUUGAACCCCCAGGCUUAGAAUUUUGAUAAAAAAGUUGCUCUGGGGUUGGUUGGGGAAUUGAUUGGGAGUUUGGUGCUUGAGGUGCUUGAUUUUGGGGGGUACCAUUUUGCAUAUUUUGAAUGCUUAAAUCGCCUCUAGCACCUUGACCGGUUGAAUUGAAUUUUGGAGGGGGUUUUCUCCAUUGUGAAUCCGGUACAUACGAUCCAUAAUUUCCUCUUCCUCGAUAGUUAAAAUUUCUAACUCGUACCUCGUGGAAAUUGGGUAUAAAAUUUUUACCUUUGUAAUUUGAAACUCUUGGUUUCUCUUGUUGAAUUUCUCUGGCUUCUUCUGUUACUUGGGGAUCCGUUUUUUGAUGGAAAUUUGUAUGUACGUACUUCGUAGAAUGGACGUCAUCAGUCACUGAUUUCUUUGCCACAGUAAGUUUCUUCACGAGGUCUUCCUUAGUAUUCAACUCUUCGAGGUUCAUUUUAUUUUGGAUUGCAUGGGGGAUUUUUUCGAGAAUUUUAUCAAUGAUUUGCUCGGCUGUUAGUUUGGUAGCCGCUAACGUAUCAUACCACAUAGAAAAAUAUUCGAUAUAGUCGGCCAUUGUUUUUAUUUUUUCGACAUUAUCGGUUCUAAAGUACUCAAUGGCGGAUUGUUUCGCCGUUUGGUCCCAAUAUAGAUUUAAAAAUUGCGGUAUUAAUUUUUCUAAUUCUUCCCCUUCUUGAAUUUUGGUUUCCCAAGCUUGUGUUUUAUACUCUACACAAGAAAUAAAUAACAUGCGACGAUUUACAGGGCUUAAGUUUUGCUCAAUCUCUUUUGUUUGAAAUUGUUUAACAAAUCUGACCGGAUGGUGUAUCAUUUUCUGAGUGAACAUCGUAGCACUUUUCCUGAAAAGUUCAAUAAAGACCAAUUCAGAUGAAGAUUUCUCUCCUCCUGCCUGUGCCACUCUCGCUUCAGCACCUUUCAACAAGAUAUCUACGGUCUUUUUCAUUUCUUGUUCAUUGUUUUGCCACAUAGUAGUACUUUCAGUUUUUAAUUCGUCGAUGAUAGAAUUUUUAAAAGAUACUAUUGCUUCGCCUACGUCUUUAUUCGUUUCAGUACACCAUUUUUCCAUUAAUUCGUUGACAGAUUUAUCAACCGAAGAUUCCAACUCUUUCACUUUUUCAUUGUGUUUUGCUAGAUAGGUAGCUUCGAUUUCUUUUACCUUCUCAUCUAAUUUGGUCUUGUAAUUAGUCUCUAGCUCAGUUGCUUUAUCUUCGAAUUGCUUCUUAAUCUGGUCUUCGAUUAAUGUUUUAAAAUCACUAAACUCCUGUUGAGAAACCAUUUUGAUUUUAUUUUUUCUGGUUUUUACGUAUAUAGGUAGCGAUUUAUCAAUUAAAAGAUUACUACGGUGCCUACGAAUUUGUGGUGGAGUGAUUCUAGCAGGACUUGAAUCUUCCACUAAAAAACGACGCGGGGUAUUAUUUUUAUCCGUUUUUGAUUAAUUUUUUAAUUGUUCAAUUUCAAGAAUAAAUUCUUGUUCGGAUA
Molecule: messenger RNA, 5658 nt
Organism: Planococcus citri (citrus mealybug)
Lineage: Eukaryota; Metazoa; Arthropoda; Insecta; Hemiptera; Pseudococcidae
Exons: 14
Coding region: 1560-2111 (183 amino acids)
Source: RefSeq, a predicted model, not a curated record